Messenger RNA from Sciurus carolinensis (gray squirrel), 3235 nucleotides. It is a transcript of the gene Strip1, whose product is annotated as striatin interacting protein 1. Gene Ontology annotation, biological process: cytoskeleton organization. Gene Ontology annotation, cellular component: cytosol. The coding region runs from base 18 to 2531 and encodes 837 amino acids. Lineage: Eukaryota; Metazoa; Chordata; Mammalia; Rodentia; Sciuridae. The record is from RefSeq and is a predicted model, not a curated record. The transcript is spliced from 21 exons.
GGUGUGGAGCAGCCAAGAUGGAGCCGGCAGCGGGUGUUCCCGGCCCGCUGAUUGUGAACAACAAGCAGCCCCAGCCACCACCACCUCCGCCGCCCGCAAGCGCGCAGCCUCUACCCGGAGCACCGCGGCCUGGUGGGGGCCUCCUGCCCGGGGGCAAAACUAGAGAGUUCAAUCGCAACCAGCGCAAAGACUCCGAGGGUUAUUCUGAGUCUCCAGACCUUGAGUUUGAAUAUGCUGAUACAGACAAAUGGGCUGCAGAGCUCUCAGAGCUUUACAGCUACACAGAAGGGCCAGAAUUCCUGAUGAAUCGGAAGUGCUUUGAGGAAGACUUCCGGAUCCAUGUGACAGACAAGAAGUGGACUGAGUUGGAUACCAACCAGCACCGUACCCAUGCCAUGAGGCUCCUGGAUGGCUUGGAAGUCACUGCCCGGGAGAAGAGACUCAAGGUGGCCCGAGCAAUUCUGUAUGUUGCCCAAGGAACUUUUGGGGAGUGCAGCUCAGAGGCUGAGGUGCAGUUCUGGAUGCGCUACAACAUCUUUCUGCUCUUGGAGGUGGGCACGUUCAAUGCGUUGGUGGAGCUCCUCAACAUGGAAAUAGACAACAGUGCCGCGUGCAGCAGUGCGGUGAGGAAGCCCGCCAUCUCCUUGGCUGACAGCACAGACCUGAGGGUUCUGCUCAACAUCAUGUACCUGAUUGUGGAGACUGUUCAUCAGGAGUAUGAGGGCGACAAGGCUGAGUGGAGGACAAUGCGACAGACCUUCAGAGGCGAGCUGGGCUCCCCGCUGUACAACAAUGAGCCAUUUGCCAUCAUGCUGUUUGGGAUGGUCACCAAAUUUUGCAGUGGCCAUGCCCCCCACUUUCCCAUGAAGAAAGUUCUCUUGCUGCUCUGGAAGACAGUAUUGUGCACACUAGGUGGCUUUGAGGAGCUGCAGAGCAUGAAAGCUGAGAAGCGCACCCUCCUGGGUCUUCCCCCCUUGCCUGAGGACAGCAUCAAAGUGAUCCGCAACAUGAGGGCUGCCUCCCCACCAGCAUCUGCCUCAGACCUGAUUGAGCAGCAGCAGAAACGGGGCCGCCGGGAACACAAGGCUCUGAUAAAACAGGACAAUUUAGAUGCCUUCAAUGAGCGUGAUCCUUAUAAGACUGAUGACUCUCGAGAAGAGGAAGAGGAGAAUGAUGAUGACAACAGUCUGGAGGGGGAGACAUUCCCCCUUGAGCGCGAUGAGGUGAUGCCUCCUCCACUACAGCACCCCCAGACUGACAGACUCACCUGCCCAAAAGGGCUUCCGUGGGCUCCCAAGGUCAGAGAGAAAGACAUUGAGAUGUUCCUCGAGUCCAGCCGCAGCAAAUUCAUAGGUUACACUCUAGGCAGUGAUACCAACACAGUGGUGGGGCUGCCCAGGCCAAUCCACGAAAGCAUCAAGACUCUGAAACAGCACAAGUACACAUCGAUUGCAGAGGUCCAGGCGCAGAUGGAGGAGGAGUACCUUCGCUCUCCUCUCUCAGGGGGAGAAGAGGAAGUAGAACAAGUCCCUGCAGAAACCCUGUACCAAGGCUUGCUCCCCAGUCUGCCUCAGUAUAUGAUUGCCCUCCUAAAGAUCCUGCUGGCUGCAGCUCCCACCUCAAAAGCCAAAACAGACUCUAUCAACAUCUUAGCAGAUGUCCUACCUGAGGAAAUGCCCACCACAGUGUUGCAGAGCAUGAAGCUGGGGGUGGAUGUGAAUCGCCACAAAGAGGUCAUUGUUAAAGCCAUUUCUGCUCUGCUGCUGCUGCUGCUGAAGCACUUUAAGUUGAACCACGUCUAUCAGUUUGAAUACAUGGCCCAGCACCUGGUGUUUGCCAACUGCAUCCCUUUGAUCCUAAAGUUCUUCAAUCAAAACAUCAUGUCCUACAUCACUGCCAAGAACAGCAUUUCUGUCCUGGAUUACCCUCACUGUGUGGUAAAUGAGCUGCCAGAGCUAACUGCAGAGAGUCUGGAAGCAGGUGACAACAACCAGUUUUGCUGGAGGAAUCUCUUUUCUUGUAUCAAUCUGCUUCGAAUCUUGAACAAACUGACAAAAUGGAAGCAUUCAAGGACAAUGAUGCUGGUGGUGUUCAAGUCGGCACCCAUCUUGAAGCGGGCCCUGAAGGUGAAACAAGCCAUGAUGCAGCUGUAUGUGCUGAAGCUGCUCAAGGUACAAACCAAGUACUUAGGGAGGCAGUGGCGCAAGAGCAACAUGAAGACAAUGUCUGCCAUCUACCAGAAGGUGCGGCAUCGGCUGAAUGACGACUGGGCAUAUGGCAAUGAUCUUGAUGCCCGGCCUUGGGACUUCCAGGCAGAAGAGUGUGCCCUACGUGCCAACAUUGAACGCUUUAAUGCCCGGCGCUACGACCGAGCCCACAGCAACCCUGACUUCCUGCCAGUGGAUAACUGCCUGCAGAGUGUCCUGGGCCAGCGGGUGGACCUUCCUGAGGACUUCCAGAUGAACUAUGACCUCUGGUUAGAAAGGGAGGUCUUUUCUAAGCCCAUUUCCUGGGAAGAGCUGCUACAGUGAGGCUGCUAUACGAGAAACUAAAACAAGGGUCAUCACACACCUGAGGGAUUGUCCUGGUCAUUGCUGCAGUGCUCCCAUCCACCUCCAGGUGGCAGCACAACCCCGCUGUGUCCUUAGCAGCUCUGGACCUGUGGGUCAGCCCAGGUUGGCCUCUCUGCUCGCAGCAACCUGCUCUGGAGCAGUCAUCUCUCUAUUUGGGAUCCACUCUUCCUUUCCUCCCCUCAGCUUCCACCCUGCUCUCUUGGACAUGGUUGGUUGCAGUUCAUUUUGAAGUCAGCCCAAAACUGGGAAAAGCUGGGAUGGGGUGGUUACUCCUUCUCAUCACAUCUGAGUUUAGGGUCAUACCAACUCUUCCUAAUACAUGCAGCCUUGGCAUGUCAGCUUGCCAAGGAAAGGGUUUAAUAUUAGGGCCAAAACCAGAAAGUUGAUAUCUUGGUUGUGCUCUUGGGGUUUCUGAUGUCAUUCCAGCCUCUUCAGUUUUAUCCAGAGGCAAUAGCAGAGGCUACUGUAGCUGCUGCACUCUUUGGUUUUGGAUGGGGUUGAGGUAGGGAGAGAGGCUUUCCUUAACCAGAGGUGCCUGUUUCCUUCUGGGUUUGCAAGGGCCUGUAAAUAUCUCUCUAUAAAUCUGUUGUGUGUUCUUGUGUCAUGUUGGGAUUUUUAAUGUGUAUGUGUAUUCUGUUUACAUUAAAAGGAAACAAAAGCAA